AUGAAGCCCCAGCAGACCCCCUCCACCGAGCCGGUCUCCUCCUCCUCCUCCUCCUCUUUCGCCGCCGCCUCCUCCUCCGUCCCGGAGCUCCGGCAAGCCGCGACGGCCGUCCCCUCCGGCGAUGACGCACCUUCUAACCAGGGCGGCCCUGGCGGCGCGGAGUCGGUCGUCGUGGAGCGGCGGGGCGAACACUCCGCCGUGUGCCGGUGGAUGGUGCCCCAGUUCCCCCGCACAAAGGCCCGCGCCCUCUGGUCCCGCUACUUCGAGGUCGGCGGCUACGACUGCCGCCUCCUCAUCUACCCCAAGGGCGACUCCCAGGCCCUCCCCGGUUACCUGUCGAUCUACCUCCAGAUCGUCGACCCUCGCGGGUCGUCGUCCUCCAAGUGGGAUUGCUUCUCUAGCUACCGACUCGCCGUCGUCCACCCCUCCGAUGACUCCAAGUCCAUCGCCCGCGACUCCUGGCACCGCUUCUCCUCCAAGAAGAAAUCCCACGGUUGGUGCGACUUCACCCCAGCCGCCCCCAUCCUUGAUAACAAGGCUGGCUUCGUCCACACCCCCAACGACGCCAUCCUCAUCAUCGCCGAUAUUCUCAUCCUCCACGAGUCCGUCUCCUUCUCCCGCGACCACGAGCUCCAGCCUCCCCCCGCCGCCGCCGACGUCCUCAGCGGCAAGUUCACCUGGAAGGUCCACAAUUUCAGCCUCUUCCACGAGAUGAUCAAGACCCAGAAGAUCAUGAGCCCCGUCUUCCCGGCCGGCGACUGCAAUCUCAGGAUCAGCGUCUACCAGAGCUCCGUCAGCGGCGUCGAGCACCUCUCCAUGUGCCUCGAGAGCAAGGAUACCGACAAGGUGCAGCUUGUCCCGGAGCGCAGUUGCUGGUGCCUCUUCCGCAUGUCGGUGCUCAGCCAGCGCCCGGGGAUGAACCACGUCCAUCGCGACUCCUAUGGCCGGUUUGCUGCCGAUAACAAGGGGGGAGACAACACGAGCCUUGGCUGGAAUGACUACAUGCGCAUGGCCGACUUCAUCGGGACGGAUGCGGGGUUCCUCGUCGAUGAUACGGCCGUCUUCAGCACCUCGUUCCAUGUGAUCAAGGAGUCCAACAGCUUCACGAAGAAUGCUGGGCCCCUGCUCGGGGGGAGGGGUGCGGCGAGGAAGUCAGACGGGCAUUUUGGCAAAUUCACCUGGAGGAUCGAGAAUUUCACCAGGCUCAAGGACCUCCUGAAGAAGAGGAAGAUUACAGGGCUCUGCGUCAAGAGCCGCAGGUUCCAGAUUGGCAAUCGGGACUGCCGCCUUAUUGUCUAUCCCAGAGGGCAGUCCCAACCACCAUGCCACCUAUCAGUGUUUUUGGAAGUCACAGAUUCCCGCAACACGGCCAGUGACUGGAGCUGCUUUGUGAGUCAUCGGCUGUCGGUUGUAAAUCAGAAAAUGGAAGAGAAGUCCGUCACCAAGGAGUCACAAAAUCGUUACUCAAAGGCUGCAAAGGACUGGGGUUGGCGUGAGUUUGUGACCUUGACGAGCCUCUUUGAUCAGGAUGCUGGGUUUCUUGUCCAAGACACUGUUGUGUUCUCUGCAGAAGUUCUCAUCUUGAAGGAGACCUCUAUAAUGCAAGAAUUUAGUGAUUCAACAGAGUCUGAAUCGGGUGGCAUGGGUUCCAGUUCUCAGAUUGAUGCUAUUUGGAAGAGAGGGUCUUUCACGUGGAGGGUGGAAAAUUUCUUAUCCUUUAAGGAGAUUAUGGAGACACGGAAAAUCUUCAGCAAAUUCUUUCAAGCUGGCGGUUGUGAGCUGCGAAUAGGUGUCUAUGAGUCAUUUGACACCAUAUGUAUAUACUUGGAGAGUGACCAGUCAUCUGGGAGUGAUCCUGACAAGAAUUUUUGGGUCCGGUACAGAAUGGCUGUGGUGAACCAGAAGAAUCCAGCAAAAACUGUGUGGAAGGAGUCUUCUAUCUGCACAAAAAUGUGGAACAAUUCAGUUCUACAAUUUAUGAAGGUCUCAGAUAUGCUGGAAUCUGAUGCAGGAUUUCUUGUUCGUGACACAGUGGUAUUCGUUUGCGAGAUCUUAGAUUGCUGUCCUUGGUUCGAGUUUUCUGAUCUGGAGGUUUUGGCUUCAGAUGAUGAUCAGGAUGCAUUGUCAACAGACACAGAUGAACUUGUUGAGUCUGAAGAGAGUGACGUCAGUAGUGGAGAUGAGGAAGACAUGUUCCGGAAUCUUCUUUCCCGAGCAGGUUUUCAUCUGACAUAUGGAGAUAACCCUUCGCAGCCCCAGGUUACUUUAAGAGAAAAGCUUCUAAUGGAUGCUGGUGCAAUUGCUGGAUUUCUAUCUGGUCUGCGGGUUUAUCUUGAUGAGCCUGCUAAAAUUAAGCGCUUGUUUCUUCCUGCCAAACUAUCUGGGAGCACUGGAGGCAAGAAAGAUUCCACAAGAGGUGAUGCCAGUUUUCCGAGUAUAGUGAAUUUAUUGAUGGGGGUUAAGGUCUUGCAACAAGCAAUUAUUGAUUUACUUCUAGAUAUAAUGGUCGAGUGUUGCCAAUCUUCAGAAGGAAGAACAGGAUAUGAUUCUUCUGAAACAAGCUCGAAACCUUCUCCUGGUUCUAAUGGAGCUAGCAGUCCACCAGAAUCCACUGGUGACAGUGAAGUUACCGAGAAUGCACAAUGUCAUGUGUACCAGAGGUUGGAACCUGGAGUGGCUGAAAUUACCCAGGCACUACAGAGCUCAGACCAGAUUGCAAAUGGGAUACUGGACAAGACCAACCUGGAACAGUCCAUUUUUCCUCCUGAGACGUCUGCUGGGCAUCUCCAAGUAGAUGAUGGUUUUAUUCGAGCUAAUAAGCUAAAAUGGCCAGAACAAUCUGAGGAACUCUUAGAAUUAAUUGUCAAUUCACUAAGGGCCCUCGAUAAUUUUGUGCCUCAAGGCUGCCCUGAACCAAGAAGAAGGCCCCAAUCAGUCCAGAAGAUUGCUCUGGUGCUAGAUAAAGCUCCAAAACAUCUUCAACCAGACCUAGUUGCCCUUGUGCCAAAACUGGUCGACCAUUCAGAACAUUCACUUGCAGCUUGUGCACUCCUGGACCGCCUUCAGAAGCCAGAUGCCGAGCCCUCAUUGCGCUUACCGGUUUUUGGUGCUCUCAGUUUGUUGGAUUUUGGAAGUGAGGUGUGGGAGCGUGUAUUAUUUCAAGCUUUUGAACUCUUGUCAGAUUCCAAUGACGAACCUCUUGUGGCAGCCGUGAGUUUUGUUUUCAAAGCUGCAUCUCAGUGUCAGCAACUUCCUCAAGCAGUCAGGGCUAUCCGAUCAAGGUUGAAAAGUCUGGGUGCGGAAGUUCCACACUGUGUGUUGGAUAUUUUAGCAAAAAUUGUGCAUACUUGUACGGAUGUAGCUGAAGCCAUUUUAAGAGAUAUUGACUCUGAUUGUGAGCUUGAUGGGAACUGUAUGACAACACCUUCUGGUAUUUUUUCAUGUGGUGUAAAUGGGCUUUCAGCUGAAGGAAUGCAUAUGGGUCAAGAGCAGGUUGUGCAUGGAUGCCAACAUCUGUCUGAUGUUUACAUCUUGAUAGAGAUGUUGACUGUGCCAGGCCUAUUUGUUGAAGUUUCACAGAUCUUUGAGAGAGCUGUACUGCGAGGAGCCAUUGGUCUGCAGUCAGUUGCGAUGGUAUUGGAAAGACGCCAUGCUCAAAGGUUAAGUGUUACAUCUAGGCCUCUUGUGGAUGAUCAACAGAACCAACAAGUCCUGAUAGGUGGAAAAUUUGAGGCAUUGGCUGUCCAAGAAGAUGACUUCAUAUCAGUUCUUUCUCUUGGUGAAGUAUUAUCUCUCUCUAGUGACACCAGAGUCCAGGACUUCGUGAGGAUGCUAUAUGCUAUCAUGUUUAAAAUUUAUGCUGAGGAGCAUUACCGAUUUAGGAUGUUGAAGGGGCUUGUUGAACAUGCAACAAAUACUUCAGAUAAUUGCCGAGUAGCUGAUAUAGAUAUGGAUGUUUUGGCUUUUCUUGUUAGAGAAGAAGAUGGGAUUGCUAGACCAGUUCUGAACAUGAUGCGGGAGGUUGCUGAAGCAGCCCAAGUUGGUCGUGCAAAUCUUUGGCACCAAAUUUGUGAUAUUGAAGAUGAAAAUAUCCGUUUUCGAGAAGAAAGACAAGCGGAACUUUCUAAUUUUGUACAUGAAAAAGCUGUUCUGUCCCAAAGGCUAAAUGAAUCCGAGGCUACUAACAAUCGUCUUAAGUCUGAGUUAAAGGUUGAAAUGGACCGUUUUGCUCGUGAAAAAAAGGAACUUACGGAGCAGAUACUUGAGGUUGAGAAUCAGUUAGAAUGGGUUCGAUCAGAAAAAGAUGAGGAAAUCACAAAACUCUCUGCUGAUCGGAAAGUUCUUCAGGACCGCCUUCAUGAAGCAGAAGCACAACUCGCGCAGUUGAAAUCUCGAAAACGUGAUGAAUUGAAGAGAGUAAUGAAGGAAAAGAAUGCAUUGGCGGAAAGGUUGAAAAAUGCAGAAGCUGCACGAAAAAGAUUUGAUGAAGAAUUAAAGCGGUAUGCCACAGAGACAGUGACUAGAGAAGAAGUCAGGCAAUCACUUGAAGAUGAAGUUCGACGACUGACAAAAACUGUGGGACAAACUGAAGGAGAAAAACGGGAGAAGGAAGAACAGGUGGCUCGCUGUGAAGCGUACAUUGAUGGGAUGGAAGCAAAGUUGCAAGCAUGCCAGCAAUAUAUUCAUACCCUUGAAGCUUCACUCCAAGAAGAAAUGUCCCGUCAUGCUCCACUUUAUGGUGCUGGAUUGGAAGCCUUGUCAAUGAAAGAGCUUGAGACACUCUCCCGCAUUCAUGAGGAAGGGCUAAGACAGAUUCAUGCAAUUCAGCAGAGGAAAGGCACUGGGACUUCUCUCGUGAGUGGACACGCUCUUCCGCAAGUCCAUGGCUUAUACCCCACAGCUCCUCCCGUGGCUGUUGGUCUCCCACCUUCUAUCAUCCCUAAUGGAGUAGGAAUUCAUGGCAAUGGGCACAUUAAUGGUGCAGUGGGUCCUUGGUUCAGCCCCACUUAAAACAGAAGCCAGCAUCUGUAAUUCUAUGUAAGCAACGAUAUCUUUUGGCUGGCCUCAUUUUACCAGCUGCCAGGUAAUUCAUAUGAUAAGCUUUUCUCCCCCAGUCUUCUCACGUCGCUUCAACACCUGAACUGGUAGAACAAUCGGACCUUUACGCAAUAGAAGAAAGUGUUGUCACAUAAAUAAGAGAAGGGGGAAAAAAAAAAUACAAACUUCUGAGCCAAUAGUUUUGUAAUAAUUAAAAAUGAAAGGGAAAUCCGAUGGAGCUAGCGGUUGCAAAUGAAAUUCUGGAGCGAGGGGACACCAAAUGUUGAAUUUGGUUACCAUUUCUUGUGAAUCUUAUUUGUUAUUUG
Messenger RNA from Elaeis guineensis (African oil palm), 5363 nucleotides. RefSeq lists its product as uncharacterized. Gene Ontology annotation, molecular function: protein binding. The record is from RefSeq and is a predicted model, not a curated record. Lineage: Eukaryota; Viridiplantae; Streptophyta; Magnoliopsida; Arecales; Arecaceae.